UUUCUACCCGUCAAUAAAUGGGUGUGUGGUAUUGUUCCGAGUUAGGAUAUAAACAAAAGUAUUGUAAACUUUCAUUAUUUUUCAAGAUUUCAUUUUUUGCAUUUGAUAUCUAAAGGAAGUUGAAUUAAACAAUGUCUAGAAAUGAAAUGGCUUUUGAUAAAUUUAUUUCAAAAUGUUGUGGUGAAAUAAGCAAAAAUAUUGGAAGUGAUUGGUUGCAAUGGGGAAGACACCUAGGUCUAAGUGAUCCAGAUCUUGAUAACAUCGACUCUGAUAAUAAAAAAUGUUAUGAGAAAGCUGAUAAUGUUUUAAAAAAAUGGAAGCAAAGAAAUGGAAAUCCUUCGUUGGAGCAAUUAGAAAAAGAGUUAACAGCUUUUGGUCGUUUAGAUAUUGUGAAUGAAAUUAAAAGAAAAUUUGGAGAGAUUUCAAGUUCACCAAACAAAGAAUCUGAUAUUUCUUCUAAUAAAGAAUUGUCGAGGUUGUCUGCUGAACUAAAAAAAUUUUAUCUUGAAUAUUAUGGGAAAAUUGAUGAACUUGAACCUCUGUUAAAAGCAUCAGCAAAUGUUGAUCUAAUACAUAAAUUUGUUGAUCUAUGUAUUGUUAAUUCCGUGACUGCUCAAAAAGAUGCUGUUUUUAGUGUUGAACGUACAAAAUUUCUUGAAAAGCAAAUGAGUUAUACACCGAUUCCAUACAGUGAAAUAUUUACAAAAGAAAAAUCAGUAAUAUUAAUAUCUGGAAUAGCUGGUAUUGGGAAAACAUGGCUGCUUAGAAAAUGUUUGCUUGAUUGGUCAAAUGGUGUAAUUUGGAAAAAUGUUGAACUUGUAUUUUAUUUGGAAUGCAGGAGGCUUAAUCAAUAUCCAAAUAUUCUUAAUAUUAAUGAAUUACUAAAUGUUUUUUAUGAAGAUAUUGUUAAUGACUUUAAAUUUUGUAGUCAUGCUACACUGUUUAUAAUUGAUGGAUUAGAUGAGUUUAAAUAUUUCAAUGAGUUAUUAAAUCCAAGUUUGACUUGCAACUAUCCAAUUGUUAAUACUUUAGCAGAAAUACAAAAAUACAAACACAUAAUAGCUGGUAGAGUUUAUGCAAUUGAUCAAUACCAAAGUAUAUCUACUGAGCAAAACAAUAAGCUAACCAUUCAAAUAAUGGGAUUUAAUGAAAAUGGAAUAAAUAAUUAUAUAGAAAAUCAUGUUAUGGAAGAAAAAAAAGAAGUUGUAAAAACAACUUUGACGGAAUCUCCCAUUGCAAAAGCCAUGGCAUCUGUUCCAUUUUAUUUAUCUUCAAUGUGUAAAAUUAUUAGUGAUGUAGAGAAAAAAAAUAAAAGUUUCUUCUUAACAAUGACAGAUUUGUAUGCAAAUAUUUUUUUAUACUUUUUGCGCAAACACAUCAUCAAAAACAAUAAAUUGAUAUAUAAGAUAAUGGAAGACAAUACCAAUAAAAAAUAUAUUUUAAAUAUUUGUAAAAUUGCAUAUAAUUUGUUUCUUGAAAAUAAAAUAAUUUUUUCCAAAGAAGAAUUUCAAGAUUUUUUCAGUGAUCUUGAUAAAAAUGAAGGUGAUUUUUUUGGUUUUAUAGAAAGGAUUGAAACAGAUUUGGGUUGCUCCUAUCAGUUUGCACAUUUGACAAUAAUGGAGUUUUGUGCAUCUGUAUAUGCAUAUAAUUGUUUAAAUAGUGAUGAAAUUACUGCCAAUAAAAAACUGAAAAGUUGUUUAUCAAUGAUUUGUGGAUUAACCAAUAAAAACCAAAACAGUUUAAUAAAGUUUCUUGUUAACUUGAAUCCUUCGAAAAAAUCCAAUGAAGAACCAUCACUUUUGUGUUCUAUUUUGGAUCGUCUAAGUGAAAGUGAUAUAGAUAGUGAAAAGUAUUUAGACCAUUUUUUAUUCAUUGAAUGUUUUUAUGAAAGUCAAUCAUCAUUUACUGAUGAAAUAAAAUCAAUUGUUGAUAAACGAGAGUUGGGUAAGAGUAUUUCGAUUUACGAUGGAAAAACUUCUUACUUAACUUCUUGCGAAAAUUAUUUCAUAAAUCAUUACUUAAAAUCUGGAAGAAGGUUAUGGUGGUUAAGUGUUACUAAAAAUAUUUUAAGUGACGAAGAAAAAAAACUUUUAAUUCAAUGUUCGACUAAUGUUUGCGUUGUCAUCUUUAAUCAUCCAAUUAAUUUCGAAGUCAACUUUCAACGUCCAAUUAAUAUUGAAGGAUGGAAACCGAAAAAUAAGAUUGAAAAGUUGCAGAUCUCACGUUAUUUAAUAACAAAAAAAGAUUUUAAAGAAAACUUUCUUCCGUGGAUUAAUCUUUGUGAAGUAUUAUUUCUUGAACUUCACGACGACAUUGAUUUUAUUAAAGAAAUUUAUGAAUGGAUUCGUUGUUCGAAUGUCAAGAAGUUUGAGAUAAGGUACCGUAGAAAAUAUUUUUAUAACCUCGAUGAUUUAAAAAACUUUACAACACAAUAAAUUAUUUAAUAUCUUUAAUAUAUUAAAUAAAAACAAUAAUUAUAAAUAACU
Molecule: messenger RNA, 2486 nt
Organism: Hydra vulgaris (swiftwater hydra)
Lineage: Eukaryota; Metazoa; Cnidaria; Hydrozoa; Anthoathecata; Hydridae
Product: NACHT, LRR and PYD domains-containing protein 6
Biological process (GO): signal transduction
Cellular component (GO): cytoplasm
Molecular function (GO): protein binding
Source: RefSeq, a predicted model, not a curated record